ACUGCUGCGUGGCGGUUUUUUUCGGCUUGCCUCGUCCUCGUCUCUCACAGUCACAGCAUCCUUCCUUGCUUCUCGUCUCGUCGCCUCUCGGAGAUCAGAAAGAGAACACCGGACACCUAGCCUGCGCCCUUGCCUUCCCUCCGCGCGCGCGUGCUAUCUAUGGCGAUGGAAGACGUCGCGGGUGCCUCCUCCUCCUCGGUGGCGGCCGCCGCCUCCGACCCCACGCACGGCUGGCAGACGGUGUCGUACCCCAAGCGCCACCGCAAGCAGGCGCAUCAGCCACCCCGCGCCAUGGCUCCCGAUCUGGCGCUGCAGGCCAACGGCAAAGGCUCCGGUGUCUUCGACGCCGUCGAGAAGCGCUCCCAGGAGCGCCACCGCGCGCUGCAGCAGCAGCUCGCAUCCAGGGCGGCCGACCUCGACGACGCGCGGAUCGCCCCGGUCACAGGCGGCGCUUACUCCGACGACUCCGACUCCGACGAGGCCACCGCCCCGCGCCAGGUGGGGGAGGUGAAGAAGCCUAAGAAGCCUAAAAAGCCUAAGGUGACGGUCGCCGAGGCUGCCGCCCUGAUCGACGCCGAGAACCUCGCAGCGCACCUCGUCGAGAUCUCGUCAUCAUACGAGAAUCAACAGGACAUUCAACUCAUGAGGUUUGCUGAUUACUUUGGCCGGGCAUUUGUAGCUGUAAGCGCAUCCCAAUUUGCAUGGGCAAAGAUGUUCAAGGAAUCAACAGUGUCUAAGAUGGUUGACAUCCCACUGUGCCAUAUUCCUGAGGCUGUCAUCAAGACUGCGAGUGAUUGGAUCAGUCAAAGAUCUUAUGAUGCCCUGGGAGACUUUGUUUUGUGGUGUAUAGAUAGCAUCAUGUCUGAAUUGUCAGGCCCAUCAGCAGGACCUAAGGGUUCAAAGAAGGUUGCCCAACAGUCUCCAAGGGCCCAGGUUGCAAUCUUUGUUGUUCUUGCCAUGACUUUAAGAAGAAAGCCUGAUGUACUUGUAAAUGUUAUGCCAAAGAUAAUGGGAAACAAUAAAUAUCUUGGACAGGAAAAGCUUCCCAUCAUUGUCUGGUUUAUUGCUCAGGCAUCUCAAGGUGACCUAGUGACUGGCAUGUUUUGCUGGGCUCAUUUUCUAUUUCCCACGUUAUGUGCGAAGCCAAGUGGGAAUCCCCUUGCAAGAGAUUUGGUUUUGCAGUUGCUUGAAAGAAUUUUAUCUGUCACCAAAGCUCGUUCUAUCUUAUUGAAUGGUGCUGUUAGAAAGGGGGAACGCCUAGUUCCCCCUGUUUCAUUUGACUUGUUCAUGAGAGCCACAUUUCCGGUUUCUGGUGCUCGGGUGAAGGCUACAGAAAGGUUUGAAGUAGCUUAUCGAACAAUCAAGGAGUUGGCUCUUGCCGGUUCUCCUGGCUCUAAAACUGUGAAACAAGCAUCACAGCAACUUUUACCUUUGUGUGCAAAAGCAAUGCAAGAAAACAAUGCAGAGCUCACCAGGGAGGCUGUUGAUGUGUUCAUUUGGUGCUUGACACAAAAUGCAGAGUCCUACAAGCAGUGGGAAAGAAUUUAUCCUGAAAAUACUGAAGCCAGUGUUGCUGUCCUGAGCAAAAUUGUGAUUGAUUGGAAGGAUGUGUCUCCUAAGCUCAGUUCUGAAGCUCUCAAGGCAACAGUGAAGAACUUGAAGGCUAAGAAUGAGGCAGCGCUGGAGUCAGCAACAGAUGCUGGAAAGCAGGCAUCUAUCAAAGAAGCAGACAAGCACUGCAAGGUGAUCCUUGGAAAGCUGACGCGCAGUUCCACCUGCCUGAAGAGCAGCCUUGUGGGCAUCGCCCUCGCAGUUGCAGCUAGUCUCGUGCUAUCAUCUCCCGACAUGGACCUUCCGCUCGAGUGGGAGAAGAUCCAGGCGAUGGUCUCAUCGCACCUGUCGUUCUGAACAUACCUGUCCAGGAUCUCCAGACGUGGGUGGAUCUAAGUCAUGGAUGGCUGACUCAGCAGUGAAGAGAGCUCAACGGGUGGUGAGAAUAAGGAGGGGGGGGGGGGGGGUGGAUAGGUGGUAGAACCGAAAGGUUACAGUUUUCAUGAGUCGCCGUUUUUUCCCGCGCUUCCUCCAGCAGCAGCGGUGCAUGGUAGGAGGGAGAUGCAGUAGUCGACUUUGCAGAGAGUUGGUUUAAUCGGUAGACUGGUGGGUGCGAAGAAGGUUGAGUCAAAUGGCUCGACCAGAGGAUUAACACCUUUUGCUUUUCUCUUUGUGCAUCUGAGAUGAUGUUGGCAAACAGUUUUGGUUAUCUAGAAUCUUGAAUCGUAUUCCGUGAUGUGUGCUUGUCGGCUACAUGUAUCUGUUGCGUUGAUAUCUGCUUAAAUUGUGUGAUGCUGUGCCCA
Messenger RNA from Zea mays, 2354 nucleotides. Its product is annotated as transmembrane protein 214-A. Gene Ontology annotation, cellular component: Golgi apparatus; endoplasmic reticulum. The transcript has 10 exons. NCBI's taxonomy places the organism in Eukaryota, Viridiplantae, Streptophyta, Magnoliopsida, Poales, Poaceae. The record is from RefSeq and is a predicted model, not a curated record. Bases 160 to 1908 code for a protein of 582 amino acids.